Messenger RNA from Capronia epimyces CBS 606.96, 1515 nucleotides. RefSeq lists its product as uncharacterized. Gene Ontology annotation, molecular function: transmembrane transporter activity. Bases 1 to 1515 code for a protein of 504 amino acids. The transcript is spliced from 6 exons. Gene Ontology annotation, cellular component: membrane. The record is from RefSeq and is a predicted model, not a curated record. NCBI's taxonomy places the organism in Eukaryota, Fungi, Ascomycota, Eurotiomycetes, Chaetothyriales, Herpotrichiellaceae. Gene Ontology annotation, biological process: transmembrane transport.
AUGGAGAGCUCCCUGGACGAUGCCAAAGACUUCAGCAAGACCCAAGUCGACACCCUGGCUGUACCUGACAUCCAUAUAGGCCAGGUGAUAGUGCAGGAUGCAUCGCUUCAUGGACAGUAUGGCUUCCCUGGAGACGAUGUCGAGUCGGCCCUGCGGCAGUACGCACCCAACACCGAACUGGAGAAGAAGACGCUGCGCAAGGUCGAUUUGUCUCUGAUCCCAAUGCUCUGGCUGAUGUGCGUGAUGGCUUAUGUGGAUCGUAACAAUAUUGGAAAUGCGAAUGCUGCUGGCAUGAGUGAGGACAUUGGACUUUCCGACAACCAAUAUGCCCUACUGAUCUCCAUCUUCUUCAUCGGAUAUCUCGUCUGGGAAGUGCCAUCAAACAUGAUCCUAGCCCGCGUCCGCCCGUCGUGGUACAUAUCUGGACUGAUGGCCGCAUGGGGCGCGGUAUGUUGCGCAAUGUCAAAAGUCAGGAACAGCCGCGACAUCCUCGUGUGUCGUUUUUUCCUCGGCGUCAUAGAGGCGGGCUUUUUCCCGGGCGUUCUUUAUAUCAUGUCUUGCUGGUAUAAGCGCAAUGAGAUUGGAAAGCGAUUCAGCUUGUUUUACACAGCCAUCUGCUUUGCAGGUGCCGCGGCUGGUCUCAUCGCAGGCGCCGUCAUCUCGGGACUGGAGGGCACCCGAGGCAUGGCUGGUUGGAGAUGGCUGUUUCUCAUCGAGGGCCUCGUCACCAUCGGAGUAGCGAUCGUGGCCAAAUUCAUCCUGAUUGACUACCCCCAUAUUCCCACCAAGCGCCUGACGUCGCAAGAACGGGCCCUUUGCAUCGCCCGCAUCAUGCACGACAAGCAGGAGUCGGAAGUCGGAAGAAAAAAACUGACCGUCUGGCAAAGCUUCAAGGCCGCGGUGGUGGAUCUGCGCAUGUAUCUUUUCAUCGCCGUCUACAUUACGCAGAACAGCUCGACCAGCAUCUCGUACUUUUUCCCCACCGUGUUGAAGAGCAUGGGCUACACAGGCACUUCGGCACAGUGGAUGACCGUGCCCAUCUGGGCGACCGGCACGGCCGUCCUCAUCGUCCUGCCUCUGACGUCUGACCGGUAUGUGGAACGACGCUGGCACAUUGUAGGCGGGCUCACUGUGGCCUGGAUCAGUGCCGUGGUGGGUCUCACGUUGACCGGCCACGACAAAGUCCGCUACGCCUUUAUGUGCUUGUAUAUCGGCGGCCUCUACCCCACGGCGCCCCUGAUCCUGAGUUGGGCCUCAGAGACUCUCUCUCUGCCGGCCGAGAAGCGGGCGGUGGCCAUUGCCAUCACCAACAGUGUUGGAGCCAGCUCAGCAAUCUACGCCAGUUACUUCUGGCCCAAGUCCGACGCGCCGCGGUACACCACGGGCUUUGCUUGUGUGACGGCCUUCAUUGGAACCUCGUUGAUCUUGACAGCAUUGUUUCCCGUCAUAGCUCGCAUCCUCCCCAAGUAUACCACCAAGGCCGAGCGCGAGUUGGAGAUCGAACAUGACCGCUGA